Arabidopsis lyrata subsp. lyrata is the source of this 2044-nucleotide messenger RNA. Its product is annotated as DUF724 domain-containing protein 8. The record is from RefSeq and is a predicted model, not a curated record. Bases 170 to 1939 code for a protein of 589 amino acids. NCBI's taxonomy places the organism in Eukaryota, Viridiplantae, Streptophyta, Magnoliopsida, Brassicales, Brassicaceae. The transcript has 6 exons.
UCCCAGCAUAUUCCGUAUUCUUCCAUCGGUAUUAGUACUGUGAAUUUAUCUCUUUGGUUUCUGAGUUUCUGAAGAAGAAACCUCUUUCAAAUUUAGGGUUUCUACAAAAAAGGUUCGAUUUUUAACUUGAAGUUAGGGUUUUUAUUUGUUUACUGUGAGUUAUCAAGCUAUGAGGUACUGUGGGAGUGGAAUGCCUUCCAUGGAGGAAGGUUGUGAAUUCGAAAUCUCUUACAGAAUGGAUCCGACAUCUCUUCGUAUUAUGUCUACAUGUAUCUUAGAAGACAUUCGGUACAAAGCUAUUGUCGUGGCAAAACCUCCCAAGAAUCCCAAAUCUAGACGCAGUGUACUCUGUGUUCGGUUGCUUAAGGAUGACUUUUCGACUCCUCUUAACGACCACACCUUCAAAGUCUUGCGUCGACCGAUUCCGCCGACACAUUCGCUAGAUUGCAUUCCUAUCAAGAUAGGCUGCAUCGUUGAAGCUGAUUAUAAAUAUGCGUGGGUCACUGGUUUUGUGGUCAAAGAGAUUGAUGAUUACAAGUGUUUGGUGUGUUUUUAUUCACCACCUGAUAUUAUUCACUUUGAGAGAAAGCUUUUGAGGCCUUAUCUUGAGUGGCUUGGUGAGAGGAGAGACCCAGGUUGGUUCGGAACAUCACGGCGUAAUGAAAAGUUCUUGAGGCUGUUGGCUGAGGAGCCUAUGUUUAGUCCAGGAACAAUGGUGGAAGUGAGUUCUAAGAUUAAUGAAACUGAAGUCGUUUGGCUUCCUGCAAUGGUUAUUGAAGAGUUUCAAGAUGAUGAUGAGUAUAAGUAUAUUGUCAGGGUCUGUGAUAAGUCCUUGAGCUGCAAGAGUAGUAAGUCAGAACCCAACAGAAUCGUUGAUUUUCGUAGUCUUAGGCCUACACCGCCUUCUAUUUCGGUUGAUGAGUAUCAAUCGGAGGAAUACGUAGAGGUGUUUCAUGAUGGUAUGGGAUGGCGUCAAGGACGAGUGAUGGGAACUCUCUCUCAGAAAUUGUUUACAGUGCUUUUAGAGGCUACAAAGAAGGAAUUGGCAUUCAAACACUCGGAUCUUAGGCCUUUGAAGCUUUGGGAAAAUGGCAUUUGGAAGACAAGGGAAUCGCCGUUAACUCAGAAAUCAGGAUAUAAGAUGAGUGAUUCUGUGAUGAAUGCAAAUGAAUCUGAUCCACCUGUAACUCCACCUCCGGGCAUAACUAUAACACCGUUGAAACAAGAAGAGGUUGAAACUCAAAGAAAGACAUUCCCCAAGAAGACACUUCCAAGGAAUCAGAAUGGUUCAGGAAACGAUUCAACACGAGAGAAUGAAAAUAUCGAAGAUGUUAAUCGAAAGAGGAAAAGAGAAGAAAACCUUUGUUCUGUUGCUAGUGCUGAGGAAGACAAAGCAAAGGAUACAAGAAUGGUUUUGCCCUUUGAGAAGAAGUUACGAAUUUGGAAGACACUAGAAUCAAUGGAGGUGUUUAAAACAGUCCCACAAAGUCCUCAUUUCAGCCCAUUGGUGGAGAGUAGAGAAGAUUCCCGUGAAAUCUCUGCGGUUGGUAUGAUGCUUACCUUUUCUGGUUUACUUGAUGAAGUCAAAGCUCUGCAACACGACGAUCCCAUAAGCUCAUUCGAUAGCCUUAAUGAUUCCUUUUCCAAGUUAGAGAAACACGGGCUCAAUGUAAAAGUACCUCAGUUACGGCUCAAUAAGCUGUUGUCUCUCAGAGAUAGACAAUCAAAGAAAACAGAGGAACUCAAAGGUGCCGAGAAAGUGACUGCAGAGAAAGAGAGCGUAAAGGCUGAGAACGAACGCAAGAUUCUUGAGCUGCAGAGGCUGAAUGAGGAGAUGGACAAAGAGAUAGCUCAAAGUAAGUCAUGUGCAACAAAGAUUGUCCAACAGCUUGAUGAUGUGAAGCUUGAGUUUAAGGCAACUGCAUCAGCUCCAUGGUAAAUAAGUUUAAUGACCUCUCUAAGCUAGUCUCUGUUUUGCACUUACGGAUGAUGAAUGAUGUCUAGUUUUGACUUAGCUUAAUUAACUUCAGAAAUGAAGAACCAA